Laccaria bicolor S238N-H82 is the source of this 670-nucleotide messenger RNA. RefSeq lists its product as uncharacterized. Bases 1 to 525 code for a protein of 174 amino acids. The transcript has 6 exons. Lineage: Eukaryota; Fungi; Basidiomycota; Agaricomycetes; Agaricales; Hydnangiaceae. The record is from RefSeq and is a predicted model, not a curated record.
AUGCCCCCUCUUUCCUUCCUUCCCCCACCUUCCCCUCCACUCCGUCUUCCAGGACUUCUGGCACAUCGCUCCGAUCAUCCCUCAGCAAGCCCCUCACGGACGUAUCGGAACAAUCAUCGAUGUGGUGGGCAUCGUGAACUUGAAUCGCCAAGCCGGCCAUACACGUUCUCCAACUGCGAGCGACCGUGGGAACGCAUAUGGCGUAACAUGUCACGUCGUAUUCAUCAAGGUGGAGGCGGAAAGGAACCGAUUCAAGCAGAAAUUUCGGCCGUUAUCUACCAAAAUGGUGGCUUUCAAGGCGGAGCCUCGCGGAAAAAAAUCCGCAAAAGGGACAAAAUCCCAGUCUAUCAGCGCCUUUCUGCUCUGCCGACCAUCUCCGAUAUCCACCGGGAAUCCGCAGAUACUUGCGGCUGGGAACAGAGCCGGUUUUCACUGGGCUUCAGCUUUUUCCAUCGGGGCGAAGCCCCACGUCAGACUUUACAACUUCGUAGACUACCUAAGGCCCCUAGUGCCUAUGAUUCCUGACCCCCUGAGGAUCACCUCUUGCACUGGAGAGGGCACGCCCAUGGCGAUCAUUCCCCUUCCUAGUCCGGCACGGAAACGCCGUUUAGAGGUGCAUCCUAUAGGCGAGCGGGGUAGUCCUGUCUUCUGCUUAACUUUGCAGUCCGGC